AUGGAAGUGGACGGAAGUGUUCUUAAACAAAACAAUCAAUCCUAUUUAGGUUGGGGAGCAGGGAUUCCAAAAGCAACAAGCAACUCCCUCAGCCAACUAGCUACAACAAAAAGCCAAAGACUAAAACAAAAACUAAAACUGGGAAAGCAUGGGUAAUGCUGCACCCUUUAUCUUUUCCUGUCAGUAGAUAAUAGUCCUUCCUUGGAGGUUCUUAAGCAGAGGUUGGAUGGCCACCUGUCAUGGAUGCUUUAGUUUAGAUACCUGCAUUGCUGGGGGUUGGACUGGAUGACCCUUGGAGUUCCUUCCAACUCUGCGAUUCUACAAUUCUAAAAUGCAUGGCAGCACCCAGCAGCUGUUAGCGAAUAUUCUAAAUUGAAUGUAUUCAGAUUAUCUUUUGUAUUUGUACAGAACUCAGAAUGUUUUGAAUAUGCAUUUUCUGUAGUUUCUAUGCUGGUUACUGCCUGAGGCGGCUCACCUGCUGCUCAGGUUGAUCUUAUUACAGCGCUCUGGACUGAAGCAAAAGCCUGUGUGCGAUUGUAGCUGAAAACGCUCCAAACCUGUCACUUAAUCAGGUGCUGAAAACUUACGUGCUGAUGUAGCCAGAGAAAGAAAUGAUGAAGAUGAAGAGUCCCAGUUUCUUGACCAUGAAAUAUGUACUUAAAUUCUGAGCAACCUUUUUUUAAAGAGGUACCGUGCUCCUUUUUUAUAUAGAUCAGAGGCCAUGAAUUUGGUAAGCCUGGCAUUCCACCGUUCUGUGGUACAGCUUGCUGCUGCCUGACUUCAGUGCUUCCCCUUAUGAAUAAAAUCUCACAUUAUCAUGUCUAUAACUGACCUUAUUUAUAAGGAUGGUGUGCAGAGGAGUUGCUCUGAACGGAUGCAGUGCAGCGGAACUGCUUAUGUUAAUCUAAUGAACAGCAUUUGUAUGGGUGUGUUUCUGUCUAGCUGAAUCCUGAAACAAUCAAUGUACCUGAACUUAGUACGUAUGUUUUAAACUUUAUCCUAACUUUAUUUUUAUGAAUGAAGCAGAGUGAAAAGUUCACACAACAGGGCUUUCUUCGUCCUCCCAUCUUUCCACAGCCCCUGUACCUCUGAGAAUCUGUUCCUGGGGUAGGAGGACAUUUGGGUGUGAUGUUAGACAGGGUGUGGGAGGGCUGCCAAUAAAGGCACAAGUUGACACAAUUUCCCCACUAUUGUGAAUGGAAGAACAACUUCCAUGCUCUGGAUUUAGGACUGAUAAGUAAAAAUCAAAAUUUUAAGUGAAAUAGGUUCUGUUUCCUGUAGAUGAAAUUUGUUAAGCAUAUCAUAUCUCUUUGCUGUUAGCAAGGCAGUGAGCUGAUGACGUAUUAACUUAAAGAUGAAAGCUAAAUAGUUUGCUGCCCCCCGCUCCAUAGUUUACCCUACUUAAAUAGUUCAAAAUCUGUUGAUUUAAAAUCUUGUACAAAUGAGCUUUUUGGAAAUUUGAAAAUGCUGCCUUUGUGCAAGCAGAAUCCAACACAAUGCUUUAAAGUGUCUAAGGUAAGGUGUUUCUGAAUCAUCUUGAAACAUGUGGUUGCAACUUCUACAAGUACUUUCAAGAUUGAAACUAGAACACAGGUUAGUGUUUCCAUUUUCGUACCUGCAGUUUGCAUCAUCUAUAGAAAGAAAGCAUUUACAGUCCAUUUGUAAGGCGUAUAUUGAAAGCACAUGCUUCAAAUGUCAUACCACAUGUCAGUUUAGUUGAGGUAUAGGAGGAUCUUGACUUAACUCCCCCCCCCACCUCUUAAGAGGUGCAACAUUGGGUUUCCCCAUUUCAAAGUAAAACAGCUGUAUAGCACAUGUGGGUGCUUUUCUCUAGAUGUUUGGGUGGGAGGGUUCUUGACAUUUUAAAUUAGUAUUUCAUUUCAGCAGUGUCUGCAAGAAAUUUAUGUAAAAGUUAAUAGAGCAGAUGUGGGUCAUCAAAAAUCUAUCUUUCUGAAUAAAAAUUCUGACUUGUUCUGAAUAUCCUUUCAUCACUGAACAAAUUUUGAAUGUGUUAAAGGAAAAUGAAAUGCUGUCAGUUUUACUGCUGUAACCGGAGGUUCCAUUGACAUACAGGAGUGCUAUGCAUGCUCUAUGUUUUAAGUUGUCCAGUUCAGGGACAUUAGCAUUGUCUUUAUUUAUUUCCAGUCUGCUCAAUUAUUACCAUUUGUGCAUCCAUUUUUAUUUUAUUUUUUUGCACACAUAGAGAUGCCCCAUUUAAGUAAACAUCAUGCAGGACCACACAGUGUUAGCAGGUGUGUGACAAUAUGAAAUAUUGAAAAUUAACUCAGUGGUGUACAGCUGUCUAAAAUUGACCUGAUAGAGAUAUUGAGAUAAAGAGAAAGUAAUGGGUGGCAUCCUAUGUUCCCACUCCAAAUGCCAGUUCCAGCAAUGCCUUCAACAAACUCCAUUGUGCUUUUACUUUUGUGAAUCAAAGCUGAUUGCAGUUCGCAUCUCGAGUCCUUUUCCUGACCUGUGGAUGAAGCUGCAUUCCUGACAGCCCCUUAACAUUGUAGAGCGGAAGUAUUGGUUGGCACCCAAUGUUAUUACAGAGAAAAGGCAUACAGAAAGAUCACCCCCCCAUGAUCUAUUUCUUACAUUUAUAUACCACUUUUUAGGUCAAGGUUCUACCCCCCCCCCCGGUAUAUCUUCACAACAAACCUCUGAGGGGAGGUUGGGUUGAGUGUGGUUGUCCCAAAAUCACCCAGUGAGCUUCAUGGUUGAGAGGGGAUUUGAACCCUGGCCUCCCAGAUUGUAUUUAUGACAGAGUUCAGAGAGAAAGGUCUUUUUUCUUCCUGCCAUUAUGUUUGAGGAAUGUGAUGAAAGGGAAGUGUGAUGAAUGCUAACGGUAGAUUAAAAAUUAGCAAAACCUAGCAACAAAUAAUUUUUUUGUAUAUAAAAGUAUUUUGUAAGUAUAAAGCAAGUGAAUCGCUCUGUGUGUGUGUGUGCGUGGUGUGUGUGAGUGAGUGAGAGAGAGAGAGAGAGAGAGAGAGAGACCAGGGCGCUAAAUAAUGUUAUUUGGAAAGUGCUAGCUCUUGCAACUGGUGUAUAUACCUUCCUUGACAAACUAUUAUUAUUAAGCUUGAAGUUCUGAUCAGCUUGUUCUUUGGUAUUUAAUACUAGCUGGUUUCCUUGUAAAAAUCAAAACCCACAAAUGCUUGAUGAAGGGAGACUCACUGCUAUGAUUCUAAUAAUACAUUUUAAACAGGAUUUUUUAAAGUCCUAGUUAUAGACCAGCACAAGUGAUGUGGUUAGAAUCCUGCACCUAGUUAAGUGUGCAAAGGUUUCAAUCUUCACUGAGCUUUCAUCGAGGUUUCAAGUACAUAUAAAUAAACUUGGGGUAGCAGCUGCUGUGUUGAAUUUCUAUAAUACACUGUAGAUAAAGUAUGUCUUGUGGCAUUUUGAUAAUUUUAGAAUGGAUUGCCAUGAUGAAACAGAGCACGUAAAUAUCAACAACUGUACGGUUCUAAUCUUGUUGAGAAAUGCUUGUUGCAUCUCAUGUAGAUGUAACUGCAGUGGAAGUCUUAUCAUUUUGUGUAAUUAUUCAGCAAUCAGUUUCUGUAUGACUUUGUAUUUCUAUACUGUUAAUGAAAAAAAUGUUUCUGUAAAUAUUUUUACAGAACACUGGUGCCAAAGAAAAACGUUUUCAUAGAAGUCAUCAUAAAGUAAGUUGAAUUUCUACUGUGGGAUUGCAUAUUUAUGUUUCUUGGUAUAGUUCUUAACUGUGUUGCAAAAGUAAGUAAAGAACUAGUAACUUUUUUUUCUUCAUAAUGAAGAACAGCAAUUUUCUGUCCUAGUCAUAAAGUUUCAAAAUGACAGCCUGAGAGAAUAUGAAAUUUACCUCUAUCAUCAAAGAUUACAAAAACCGAGAACUCGUCACGUAGAAUAGUUUUACUAUAUUUACCUUUAUAGAGAGGAAAGAUACACACUUAUUUUCUCAGGUAGUGCACAGACCAGAGGCCACUUUGAACACGGGUGAAGCUGCUAGCAUGUUUAAGUAGUUACUUACUGUACCUCUGCAUAUUGUCUGAACUACGUGUUUUAUCCAACACUGCAGUACUGUUUGUGCAACAAGCACCUGUGUAUGCAAAGGAAUGUCCCAUUCAUCUCUUGCAGUCCCUUGUGUGUCCUCAAAAUCUGCUCUGGAGGGUAGGGGGAUGCCCUCCCCCCCAGCAGAUUUGGGGAGAGAGAGGAAGGGAAGUCACAGAACAUGAGUGGAAAUCCGCUUGUGUCAUUGGAUACAACCCUGUGACCACUGUUAAUAAUCUGACUACGUAAACAAGCUGUGGCUGCUUCUCUUAGACUUGUAUGCGUUAGGGAGAAGGUAGCCUCUGUAAUGUUUGUUUCAGUUAGGAACUGGGGAGAAACUCAAUUCAGAUCUCAUUGGAAGCCAAAUCUAUCAAAUUGGUACUUCUGAAACAGUACGAGAACUAAAACACAACAAUCCAUUGAAAUUUGCAAUUAUUCAAAUUUUGCUAUGCAGUUUGUCAACCAAACACAGUUUACAAAAAUGCAUAUAGUGUGUAUAAAAAUGAAUACAUUGGUGAAAAUAACACAUAAACAUCCAUUAUAUUAGAGAAAGCUGCUUGCAAAAACAUGUACUUGUUAAACUGCAUAUAAAAAUGUGUUAGGAAAAAUCCGCACUAAAAUCCUGAUGAAUUUUCAUGCAUUCCCUCCACCCCCAAAUUUUAUUUGCAAAUUCCUGCAAAGUGUUGGUAACUAAAUGUAAGCUUAGGGAAAAUGAGAAACCGAAAAAAGCAAAAGUGGCAGAUCCUUCUGUCCUUUGUUUCAGUGUUGGUGCCGCUGGUGCAGUCAUUUAUAUAUUUAAAACACUUUUAUGCUAUACCAGUUGUUUCACAAUACAAAUAUAACAGUAAAACAACAGGGAGGGGAUAAUCCUUUCUUUGCACAGUCAAGGAGGCAAGGAAAGGGAUGCACAAGGCUAGGAUCUACUUCCAAUAUCAAAUCACAUAUAUGACUGAAGGCGCUACCUUAUACCGGGUCACACUCUUUGAACCUGGGACCUUCUGCAGCUAAAGCAUGGCCUCUGUGACCAGGUUAUGGACUUUGAGUGUGGGAGAGUGACCAAGACCUGUAGUUUUUAUAUUACUUCAAACAGUGUUUUUCAGCACAGGAAAAUCAUUGCUUUCCCCCUUUUCGAUUUGAGUAAUACGUCAACAGGUAAUGGGUAAAUGUUGACGCACAAGUGUGGGAACUAGAGGUAGAACUUGAACUCAUAUCUUGUAUACUGCUGUUAGUGGAACCAUUUUCUUUAUUUUUUUCUCUGCUAGUAGAAUUAGUGUCUUCAUAUGCGAUCACAGUAGUUUUGUACAUAGGCUUGUUUUAUGGCAUCAUAUUUGCUCUCUCCAGUACACAAGCACCAUGUGUACAGUUUUAAUAUCCACUGCACCUGGAAAGUAGGCUUUAUAACUACGUGGAAAGUCCCCCCAGCCUUUAAUCAGCAGUUUUCCAUAUCUAAAUCUGAAAUACAGAGGCUGAAAUCAUUAGUCAUUCAGUGAAGAAAUGAAUAAUAGAAACUGCAAGAAUAAUGUGGAAGAAGUUUCAUCUAAUUGAGAAAGUAGGUGAUGCCCAAAUUUGUGUUGCUUCGCUCUUUGUGAAGUAGCAGUUUCAAUAUCAGAACCAGGCCAGCCUUUCUGUGUCAAGAUAUAAGCUAUGUGUACAAAACAAAAAAAUGGAGUAUUUGAUACCAAACUCUGUAGAUUGGACUGCAAUCCAUAGCUGUCAACUUACAGAUUUGAAAAUAAGGGACCAGCAGCCUUGAAAAUAAGGGACCAGCAGCCAAAAUAAGGGACCUGCAGCCUCAUCUGUUCUAGGCACUCCAGUCUUCCUGUCCUCCUGCAGUCUGGUCAAACUCAUGCUGGUAGCUUCGAGAACACUAUCCAACCAACUUCAUAACCAGAGGUUCAACUGAAUAGAAUCUGAAUCACAUGUACCACAAGGCCUAUGCAGCCUCAACUUAAGAUGGCUCCCCGGCCUGGCUUUGCACUGCAAAGUUUGCAGCAGCACGUGCAACAAAAUGGCGUCCAGCGUUCAAAAUCCCCCUCAGCUUGCAUUAACUAGCCACACACACACAGUCUCUCCCCCCCACGAGAUCUCCUUUCCUUUUCCCCCACCAUGUGCCCCUGCUCCAGACAGACCUUUUCACCGGCAAGGGUGAGUGGGCCGUCGAUGAUGUAUCCAUCCGAUUCCGAUCCGAGCACUCAGCACAGGUAUGUUCAACUUCUGAGCCGCUCUGAGCCAAAGGCAGAAAGCCCAGCCAGCAGCCAAACGGGCUUCUGGCUCAAGGAAAACCUCAAGGAAAACCACCGUCACCUCUCCGCAGGGAAGCGCUGAGCAAAGGCGAGUCCCCAGGGAACGCAGCCGACUUGAACAGCACAAGACAUGCAAGCUUCACCCCCCAGUCAUUCUUAGACUUCUUAUUGGGUGAGCAACACAGCCAAGCAACACAGUUGGAGCCUCCCUCCUCCCUGGCCGGCAGGGAGGGAGGGAGAGGAGCUGCUUCCUUUGAAAUUUAAGGGACAUCAUUUAAGGGACAUCCAUCAAUAAGGGACAGCAGCGGGACAUGUCGCUGGAAAAGGGACUGUCCCUUCAAAUAAGGGACACUUGACAGCUAUGCUGCAAUCCUGUGCAUACCCACCUACAACUAAGGCCCAUUCAAUACUUCAGGAUGUCCAAUACAUAUGCAUAGGGUUGUGUAGUAACUUUCAGCUCUUGUUUUAAUUGAGAUAAGCAAUUGGAUGUUAGAAAUCAAAGACCUGAACCCAUUUGUGUAUGUGUCUGUUCCUUUAAAUUUGUGGAACUUGGAUUCCUUUAAUUGGCUCAAGGGAUUUAUAUAGGGGGAAGGGCAAAUAAAGAAACUAUAACUAGUAUUCUGGUGACUGAGAGGUGGUGAGGCUUGACUUCUGAGAAACUGAGAAACCAGGUCUGCCCCUCUCUUGUUCAUCAUUGGGGUGACUUCACAUCCAAACAUCUUUCUGCUUGCAGCUGAAGUUACUCUUGUUUCCUAACCUCCCUUCACCCUCUCCAGGCCUUAAUUAGUUGCACUUUUAUUCAUUCAUUUAGAAAGGUGAAAAAUUGCUGCUGUUAAGGUUUCUUCCAUGUCCUGUGAGUUAAGAGUUAAAAUUUGAAAGAAAAAUACCUUCUUAAAGGCUCAUAAGUUGUGCUUGUUAAGGGAAUCAGUCCUUGGAAUAAAAUACGUCUUCCAGUAUAAUGGAUAGUCAGAUUAUGAGAAGGCCACAGCAAGAUAUGGACAAAAAAUAACCCUCCACUGCUCAUCACCCUGCAACUGAUACUCAAUGAAUAUUUCUUCUCAACCUGGAGGUUCUGUUUAGCUGAUUUGCCUAAUGCAUUUGGACAGACCCCCAUCCCAACAACCAUAACUAAAGAAAGGUGUUUUUCAGCAUUACUGAAAAAGUUUGCAAAAAAUGUGAGUGGAUUAGGUUCAGUGGUGAUCUAGUUGACAAAGCAAGCACAGUGAUGCCCUGUUGAGCCUGCGUAUAAGAUCCUUGCAGAUGGGAGAUUUGAAUUAACUGUAAUCAAUAGCCUAGAGUCCACUUAGAUUCUCGCUACUCUCGUUGGUGCAUUUUCCUGAGUCAUAACAAAAGUUCUGUAAUUGUCAGUGAGGGAAGAUAACAGUGAUUUGCUGUCCAAAUCACAAGCUGUGUCAUAACACUAUAAUAACACUAUUUGCAGGUACAGUUUCAAAAUGCUGUGGCAUUUUUCUCACUUACGCCUUGAGCUCGAGCUAUUCCCCCCCUCCUUUUAAAAUAUGACACUGUCUGCUCAUUUUCCUUUUGAGCACUGGGUCCCACCUUCGAACUCUUCAAAUGAAGCAUGCAGUCAAAAGCCCCAUUCUAUUUGGAAUUUCAUGAAGAAGAAUUAUAAAUGCUGAUGAUCAGUUGUAUUAACAGCAGAACCCCUUUUAACCACAAAGUAUCUAGGAAUUGACUUAUUACCAAAAUAAAAACCAUUGCACACCCCAGCUGCUUCUUCCCUUCUUAAUUUCCAGCAAUUAAUUUAUUGCCAAAAUAAAAGCACUCCACACCCCAGCUUUUUCUCCCCAAUUAAUUUAUUAGCCAAAUAAAAUCAGUGAACACCUCAGCUAUUUCUCCCCUCUCAAAAUCCAGCAAUUCAUUUAUUAACAGGAAAUCAUUGCAACCCCCAGCUCUUUCUUCCCCUUCCCCUUCUUCGUUUCCAGUCCAGUAAUUAAUUUCCUAUAACAAGUUUUAUUUAUAAUUUCUAUUGCUUUUUUUAUUAGUGUGCUACAUUUCUGACCCCAUUAAUGCUGGUGAGCCAAGUUGGAAUAGUGGCUAGAGAGUUGGGCUUGGAUGUGUUAAAUUCAGGCACAAAUCUGAGCUUGGCUAGGGAGAAUACUGGAUGGCUUUGGGCAAGCCAUCUCUCAUGUAUACCUUUGUCCGCCUCCCCAACUUCACAGGCCUGUAGGCUUCUUCUAUGAAGUACUGAGCGCCUUGGCAGAUGGAUGGAAUACAAAUACCAUGAACCAUAGCCACACUGUGAGGUGCUUUGGUGGUGUGCAGGUCACUCAGUGGCUGUCCGAGCAAAGAAGGAUAGAUUGUGCUGUUAUCAAGUUUUCAGUAAUGAAAGCUUCUAGGGCUGGAAGCAAGGAACUGUUAAGUGGUGUGUAUUAAGACCAAGUGAAAGAUGGCUACCAUUUGUAGGUUGGUUCCUAUAGUUCUUAUUUGGGUAUUUAUUUGCUUUUAAAACCAUCCUCCUGAUAGAUGUUAACUCAAUUUUAAGAACACAUUGCAGUGGAAAGAAGCUGCCAGGGAGAAAAGUUAACUGUUAGCUAACUUUUCCUAAGCUAUCUCUUAUCUAGGAAGAGUUUUACAUGUUCCUCCCAGCUAAGAGUCCCACACAGGUGGCUUCUGAUCUAAAACCUUCACAGUUUUACAUGGUUCCAACCUGGCAAAGGUAUACAAUCAAAAGGAUAAAGAAACUUUAAAAAAGAAAAAUAAGGUGAAACAGUGAACGGGUAAAAAAACCAAACAAGCUCAAAAUUGCAGAGAUGGCCUGCCAAGCUCAAAAAGAUUUUUUUGUUGUUUUGCUGAACUCCACUGGGAAGUAUGUAAGUUGCUCGUCGAAGGGCCACAGCCUACUCAGUUCAUAAAUCAUUUGUCUUCAGUGUCAUGCUUUCAGUUUUGUAUCACUUUCAAAACAGCUUCCACAUCCUACCAAAGAGAUAACAGUAUUGCAUUAAUUCCUCAGAGUGUGUGUAGAUAAGCAUGCACACAUAUGCUUUCCUUUUGCAAUUCUGUGCACUUGGAAUUUUAUGCAGAUUGUGGAAGGAGGCGUAGAAUUUUGUCCCCCCCAAAUCUCUUAUUUGUGUCUUGUGUUCAUGAAAAUGUGUUUUAAAACAGUACUUGCCAGGUAUGUAAACGGCUCCUUUGUUCAUGCAGUGGAGCAUCUGUCUUCUUUCUACAUGGUCACAUGUCUAUUCCUUAUGUCUUCCAUUUUCCUGCGUAAAGGUUGCUCAUCUACUCCUUUCCCCAUGAUCACACACACUAAGAUAAUAAAAAUGAAAUGCAGGGUUUGGAAUGAAAUAUCAAUGCAAAAGAAGCCAGUUUUAUUGACACACAUAACUUGGGUUUUGUAGCCCAAAAUCUUCCUUUUUAAAAAUUAGUUUAAACACGCCUUAGUGCAUUAGCUGUGGCUGGAUGGUUACGUGGGAGCCGGUUGAAGUUAAAUCCUUCGAAGACAGAGGUUCUCUGGCUGGGACGGGACGAUAGGGAUUGCGGGGGGGGGGUCAACUCCCAUCUCUUGCGGGGGUGCAAUUAGUGCCAGCACUGUCCUUUAAGAGUUUGGGUGUAAUCUUUGACACCUCCCUCUCCAUGGAGGCGCAGAUUACAGCUAUAACAAAGGCAGCAUUUUUUCAUCUCUGCCAACCUAAGCAGUUGGCUCCUUACCUCUCUCGCCCUGACCUAGCCACUGUGAUCCACGUGACUGUCACCUCCAGACUGGAUUAUUGUAACUUUCUCUACGUGGGGCUGCCCUUGAGACUGACCCAGAAACUCCAGCGGGUGCAGAAUGCCACGGCGAGACUCCUUACGGGGUCCUCGCUGCAAGAUCACAUUCACCCGGUGCUAUACCAGCUGCACUGGCUCCCGGUGGAGUACAGGAUCAGGUUUAAGGUGCUGGUUUUAACCUUUAAAGCCCUUGUACCUAUGGGACCGCCUCUCCUGGUAUGUCCUACAGAGGAACUUACGGUCUUCAAACAAAAACAUCUUGAAGGUCCCAGGCCACAGAGAGGUUAGGCUGGCCUCAACUAGAGCCAGGGCUUUUUCGGCUGCGGCUCCGAUCUGGUGGAACGCUCUGUCACAAGAGACUAGGGCCCUGCAGGACUUGACAUCUUUCCGCAGGGCCUGCAAGACAGAGCUGUUCCACCAGGCCUUUGGUCAGGGCACAGCCUGACUCCUUCCUUUGGCAAUCUUCACAGAACUCUAGCCCAAUGGUUGCCAUCAAUUUGAUUUAAUUAAUUUUAUAAUGAAAUGAUUUUAGAAUGUUGUACUAUUUUAUUGUUGUUAGCCGCCCUGAGCCUGGCUUCGGCUGGGGAGGACGGGAUAUAAAUAAAAUUUAUUAUUAUUAUUAUUAUUAUUAUUAUUAUUAUUAGUUUGUUCUAAUUACCUGGAUUUUAGCAUAGUGGAAUUUACUUAGUUUGUGAUGUUUUAUGAAGAACAGUUGACUUGCAAAUUGCUUUGAUACCAGUGGCAGCCAGUGAACAGUGCGGCUUGACAGCUACAUGAAGGCAGGACUGAGGGGGUCAGAGAGGCAAAAUCAAGAUUGUCUUAGGACAUGGGUACAGAUCCGGGAUUAGCUGGAGGGCCAGUUAGUUAUUUCCACUACCUCUUGCGCAUAAAGUUUGGCAGAUGGGCGGGAUCACCCCCCUGCCCGUCAUCCAAUGUCACAAUGUUUGUUUAUUUGUUUGCUCUUCAUACAUCAUGAGAGUGCUUUGAAAAGUACAGUGCAAGACCCUCUUGAGAAACCACAGCAAAACCUGACAAUCAGUUGAUUCUCAGGUAUUGAGAAACCAGUUUCAAAUUGCUGUCUUUUACAGCAAUUUGCAGGGGGUUCUCUGCAAGACUCAAAAACCAGCUGCUAGCUCUCUUUGCAUAUAGGGUUGCAGGAACAGUUGAUCAGCAAAUCCACUUUUGACUGAGCCAGAUUUUUACCUGGCCCACACCUGAUGAUGCUGAGUGUAGCACAGGUGAGUGGUCUUGUGGGCCAAAUGGGGUAGCUUGGUGGGCUGGAGGUUCCCUGCCUCUUCCUUAGAAUGAAGGGAAUAUGGUUGACUUCGAAUGAAGGGACUCCUGUGCCUUUGGUGACAUAUGGUUUUAUUGACACAUAUACUGUAUACAGAUUAUACAUGAGAUGGACAGGCUCACAGCAUCAGCAUGCCAACAGAUACUGCUACCCACUUAGAUUUCUAGAGAGCUUUUCAGGGUCCUAGGGCCCAGCAAAAUCAGGCCUGUGUGUGUUCCCAGCUAGGCUUGGGUCAAGUUUUCUCUUAUACUCAUUGGGAGGAGUUCACUGUUGCGCUGACUGAGGUGAUUAUUCCAUCAAGACAAGCAUUUCAAUUUCCAGAUGGAACGAUCAGCUUUCUCCUACUCCUAUAUGCUGUUCCUGGGGUUCUCCCAACCCCCUGGACAAAUUUCAGGGAGUAUGGAAAGGAGGAGAGGGGGGAAAGCUCCCUUGUGUAAGUGGAACAAUUAGCUGAAUGCCACCCUUUUCAGUGAGUGAAUCGGUAUAAGCAAAACAGCUACUUCUCUCAGUGGCCCAACCACCCGCCUGCCUGGCUCUCAGAACAUGCUCUGCUGUGCAGUCUGUAAGGCAGGGGAAGCUUAGCCCACCCAGCCCACAUCUGGUGCCAUACAUGACAUCAGGUAUGUGAUGGGCAAGGGUGCGGCUUGGAAGGAGCAAUCAGGAGCCUAAAACUACCCUGUGCGCUCCCAGUUCCCCAUCAGCUGAUGGGCCUUCAAACCCUGCUCCUUGAUGUUUAUCCUUAAAACCAUAGAGAUGUAUGUUUUCAAUGGAAGUGUACAUUUUGAUAUGGAGCAGAAUUCAGCCUUCAGGGUUACUGAAAUUUUGCAAAAUAAAAUGGUUAUAUCCACUUCAGGCAUACGAUAACUGCAAGGGCAAUAUUCUCUAAGUAAAAUAAAAAAUUGCAGAUCUUUGCUACAAUGUUAUGAUUUGUAAUGUUAUGCUUUUUUUCUGUUUGCAAAAUAACUAAUGUUUUUGUUACAACAUGCACACACACACAAACUCUACAUAGGAUGAACACUACAAUUUAAUUCAACUUGUAGAAGUAAUUGUGUUCACUAUUCACUUGCAAAGCAUACACUGUAUUCUCAACUGCUGCUUCUGUUUAGGAAACAUCUUUUCAGAAGUUAUAGCGCAUUUCUCUUGGAAUAUAAAGUAGUUUCAGUAUACUUAGAUUGCUUUGGAGUAGAUCAGCAAGUCGUUACAGCGAAAGCUUUCAAGAGGCAAUACAUUAGGAAAAAAGCAGCAGUAGAGAUACCUGUAGAGAGCACCAGGCGUGCCCUAAAGCAAUAGACAAUAAUUAGUUGCUUAUUCCCAUGCAAACUCUCCCAAGUGUUGAUGUUUAUAAAAUUCAGAGAUCAGUGGAAUAUCGUCCUCAAACUCUGCCUGCUGAAGUUGUUUACGCCCAUUCAAUUUUUAAUAUACCUAUACGAUGCUUUGAUGAGGGCACUUAGCCCGGAGAGACUUGCAUGCUUUAUCACACCUCUAGUGAUUCCCACCCCCCAAGAAAAAAAGUAAGAGGAGUUGAUCAGAGUAUUCAAAGUUCUGACUUACACUUCAGAAUUAAUAACAACAUAUUAACAAAGUGUUUCCUAGGGUUUCAUCUUCCAGUUUCAAUGAUUGAAUAUGAUCUUUGUAGCUUCCAGUGUGGCUGGAGUGUGAAGUUCCUGCUGUCAACAAUAUCUGCAGUGGUAAUGGCUGCCCACUGUUUGUGGAUAUCUGAUUUGUUAAUUAUUAGGUUCCUGCUUCAGCUGAAGUAAGAAAUCCUGGAGUCUUCCAUGUGACUUGACAUCCUAUAGCAGGAUGCUAUAAUUUGUGUAAUUUGUUCACUGUGGUUUGGUAAGGAUACAUUACUUGAAAAUAGUCCUUUAAUUUUUUUUUAAAAGGCUAUUUUUCUGUCUGUUCUGCAAACAUGUUUAUAUUCUGGUUGUCCCUGUUUACAGUCUCCUGUGGAGACUUUUCCUCAGUGUUGCAGUAUACAAAGACUCCUGGUAUAGAUGGCACUGGCAGGGACUGCUAAUCAGAGUAGCAACCUGAUUGCUGGUUUAUAGUGAUGGCCACCAUCUUGGAUGGCUUUAAAAGAGGAUUGGGCAACUUUGUGGAUGGUAAAGCUAUCAGUGGCUUCCAGCCAUGAUGGCUGCAUACAGCACUAAAGUACUGAAGGUUUUCUCUGAAUGCUGGUUGCUAGGAAACACAAUUGGGGACCAUACUCUUGAGCUCAUGUCCUGCUUGCAGAUUUUCCAUGGACAUCUGGUUGACCACUGUGAGAAUGGGUUGCUGAACUAGCUGGACCUUUGGCCUGAUCUAACAAGGCUCUGUUUUUUGGGAAGAGAGAAAAACCAACCACUGCUCCGUUCUGUAUCAAAUUGUAGGAGAAUUUCGCUUGGAGAAUAAAGUCUCUGAGUUCUCUUUGCCCAUUCCACAUGUUCCAAAAUAUUAUUUAACCCCCAUGGGGGGAAGGACAUGUAGCCCUCCAUAUGUUGGGACUCCCAGUUCCCAGCAUGACCUGUGGUCUGGGAAGGCAGUUGUAGUUCAACACCAUUUGGAGAAUCAUAGGUUUCUCACCUGAUGCAUCAGGGAGGGGAAUUGGCUUUGGAGGAGGUGUACACUCAGAUGCAUUUCCCGAAGUGCAAUUCCUGUGUUUCUGUCUCCCUUCUAAAAAUCAUGACCCUCUAAAAAUGCAACAGUGGAUUCUCUUACAGUGGUACCUCGGGUUAAGAACUUAAUUCGUUCUUGAGGUCUGUUCUUAACCUGAAACUGUUCUUAACCUGAGGUACCACUUUAGCUAAUGGGGCCUCCUGCUGCUGCGCCGCUGCAAUUUCUGUUCUCAUCCUGAAGCAAAGUUCUUAACCCGAGGUACUAUUUCUGCGUUAGCGGAGUCUGUAACCUGAAGCGUCUGUAACCCGAGGUACCACUGUACAUUAAUGUCACUUUUACAGAACUGAGUUAGUGACUAGGUCUCAAAAAGCAUCUAGGAUAAUAGCAAUCCAUUAUGGAAGAUGUUGUACCGUUGUCACUUUUUUCUACAUGUAGGCACUGAUACUACUUUUUUUCCACAAGCGUGGAGGACACCGCAGCAAGAAGCAGCUCUUCUCUAUGGAGAAUUGCAUGCUGACAUGUGCAGAGAUGCUCAGUCACAUGACACACUCCAGGGGUGCCUGCAACAUAAAGACUUGCCCUCCUCACAUCCAUCAUAAUGAUGGACAUUUCUCUUCUUCAUAAAGGUACCUUAGUUAUCUUAUUCCUUUGAAAAGUAACAUUAGUUGGGUCAUUAGAUAGCCACCAGAUCUACUAUGCAAAAGCUUAGGAGUUAUUUAUUUAUUAAAUUUAUAGAAGACCCCAUAAAAUAAAUAAAUAUAUAUUUAUUUGAAUGUUGCAUAUUGCUCUACAUCAUACUAUAAGGGUUUAGCGUCAUCAAAAAGCUGUGGUUUCCUCCACACACACCGAAGUGUGCAUGUGUUAUUUUUGGUUUAUUUUCUGUACCUAUUAUGAACAGGCAUCAUCCAUGAAGAAUUAUUUAAAAAAAGAUUUUGAUAGUGGCAUUGAACUAAGUAGCAAAUGUUAACAACUGAUGAAUGAUUUACAUUUGUUCCAGCUGUGAACUUGUCAGCUGUCCUUUGCUUUCUAAGAAUAGGUGUUUCUUGAUCGUUUUUGUUUGAUUUCCAAGUAUAUGUCAUUUGUUAACAUUAAGCCCUCAACCGGCAUAUCCUGUGUAAAACUGGUAUGCUAAAGCAUAAACUCGACAGUUACCUAUUUACAUAGAGAAAUAUUAUUUAUUGGAGUUGGAGAAGCUGUACGAAAGCCUUCAGGGUUUUUAAUUUCGUUUAAUUAAUAUAUUAUUUUCCUAAAAAAUCUUUUCUCCCUCACUGGAAAAAACUUGUUGCCUGGUGAUAUGAAAGACUGAUAUUGUGUGUGUGUGUGUGUGUGUGUGUGUACGUACACACACACACACACACACACAUACACACACACCAAUCUAUCUUAAUAUUUUAUUGCAGCAGUAUAAUGUGUUAUAGAGGUGGACAAGGCUGCAGAUUGAAAUGUGGAUCAUCCAGAUUGUUCCUUUCCCUAGACCAUAUGGUCUAGUUCUAAAAGCCUUUUGUACACUGUCUGUUCAGUUAAUUGUAAACUCAGUCUUUAACAUACCUAAUAAAAUAUAAGUGGACAGAUAGGCAAACUCUACAUAUUCUUGGAGCACCCCGGGAAUGUUAGCCACGUCAGUGUAAGAAAUUUCCAGUCUCCUCAUAUUUGGUGAAGAUUUAUUGCCAGUGAACAUCUUUGAAUGUUGUUUUUUUUCCUAUACAUGAAUGCAAACUUUCAUGUUUUUUUGAUCACAUACAUUAGAAGCUCACGUUUCUAUGGGCAAGAGAGCCAUCGUCUCAAUGAAACAUGCGUAAGAAAGAGAGAGGCUUUAAUAUACUACAGAACAUUUCAGCGUAGUGUUAUUCCUCCAGCAGACAGCCCUCUGCCAGUGGGUGAUGUAUGGUAACAAGUAAGAUUUAUGACAGAUGGAUAGUAGGAUUGCUAAUACACCUACACAACUUCUAGCUUCUAGUGUUCUCUGUGCCUGAUAGGUUUUGUCUUCACAUCCUGUUCUUUUGUUGCCCUUUGCAUGGUCUUGAGACUAUGAGACUGAGCAUCUUAAUUUGCUUUGUUGCAGAUGGUUUAUUCUGCUCUUGAUUUAAGAGAGACUGCACAGAGCCAGACAUCAAUAGCCAUACUACCUGCUUGGAAAUAACCUGUAUUAGCCAUUGGCAAAUUUAUUAGUUCUGUAGCUUCUUAACUGCAAAGAACCCAAGGUUAGGAAAGGCUGCUUUGGAAACCAUGGAGAUGGCAAGUGAAUUUGCAAAGUUGAGUACUGAGCACAGGGGUGAAGAAAGCAAUUAAGCCACUCUAAAGCAUGGUUUGCUGGUUUUGAAGCUGAAAACAUGGUGUGGGUAUGGUUAGUACAAACUUCUGGGGUGAAUUAUUCUUAUAGGUCCCAAUUUAUGAUUAAUCAGGGCACAGGAAGUUCCCUUUAGUGACAAACGUUAUAUCAACUUUAUUAUUUAUAUAAGGGAUUACCAAAAAGGUGCCCAAGGGCACCAGUGUGAGUGCCAGUUCCUCCUACAGCAACUGCAAAAGUCUCAGCAAAUAUCCUCUCAAAAAUCUACAAUGCUCAGUUUCUGUUUUUAGUGGUUCAGCCUCUCCUACAUAGAAGCUGCCUUAAUAGCUUCUGCCUGAAUAGAUUCCCAUCUAUUCUGAACAGAGAAGAGGUACACAGAGCUUCUCUCUGUGAGGGAGCACGGUACGCGCCUUUCCUCCCAUUGAUUGCAGGGAGCGCAUUUCUGCACCAUUCUGUGCUCUUUUAGAUGUGGCAUCCAUUUUGUGCUAUGCUCUCAAUACAGCCAUUUUGUGACUGCUGCCCACGGCACUCCCAGAGGUGCCCCCUGGCUGAAAAGGGUUGGCGAUCUGUGAUUUGUAUAGCAUUGUCAGCAUUCAUGGAGCUUUGCUUAAGUAUAAUAGGGCAUUUCUGAGGGAAGGAAUCUUGCUUCUCUGUUACAUAAUGCCCCCUUGAAAGAGAGGAGAGGUGAGGAAAUCAUAAGCGGUCUGGGACUUUUGGAUUGGAUCAGAAUUUGCAGCCUGGAAUUGGUCUGGUUUUGCCUCUUCUUUCCUAACGGACAUUUAUUUUAUUUAUUGAUUUAUGAGAUUUAGAUACUGCCCUUCACCAAAAGAUCUCAGAACAGUUCAGAAGAUAAAAAUUUGAGAUAAAAGCACAAAUAAAUAGUUAAAGAACCAACAAAGCAAUGUCUCCCCCCACAAACACAUUUAAAAGGCCAUAGAAUAUGUAUCAGCCUAAGACCUGGUUGCAGAGGAGCGUUUUUGCCUGGCGCCUAAAGAUAUACAGUGGUACCUCGGGUUACAUACGCUUCAGGUUACAUACGCUUUAGGUUACAGACUCCGCUUACCCAGAAAUAUUACCUCGGGUUAAGAACUUUGCUUCAGGAUGAGAACAGAAAUCGUGCUCCGGCGGCACGGCAGCAGCAGGAGGCCCCAUUAGCUAAAGUGGUGCUUCAGGUUAAGAACAGUUUCAGGUUAAGAACGGACCUCCGGAACGAAUUAAGUACUUAACCAGAGGUACCAUUGUAUAAGGAAGGCACCAGGCAAACCUCCCUGUGAAGAGCAUUUCACAAAUAGGGAGCCACUGCAGAAAAGGCCCAUUUUUGUGUUGCCACCCUCUAGACCUCGUGUGGAGGAGGCAAACGGAAGGGCUUCAGAUGAUGAACAUAGAGUCUAGGUCAGUUUACCGGUAUAUGGGGAGAGGCAGUCCUUGAGGUAUUGUGCCUGUACUGUCCUUGAGGUAUUGCAUGUGUCGUGAUGACACAACUGUUCAUGCACACCUUUUUUCUCUGGAUCAAACAAAAAAUGCAUUUUAUUCCACUACUUUUGUUCCUGAAAUGUCACUUUAGGAAGUCGUAUAAAAAUCUGAAUACCAGAUGCUGAGCAUGCGAAAUUGCAGUAAUUUUUAAGCCAUGUGCAAAACUUUACUGGUUUAUAGCAACACCAUUGAUAAAACACCAUUGAGAAUGAUUGGCUAGGUGAAAAUACUCCUAUGUGGAGUAAAGUUGCAACUUUCUCCCCACUUUCCUAUUAUUUUAACCUAGGUGAAAAAACAUUUAAUUGCUACUGUGGAUAUUAGAUAUUGAAAAACAUACGACAGCUGCAGCCUGUUUUUCAUGUUAUGCAAAGGAACACAUUAUCCAUUUUUCCUCUAAAGUGAGUAACCCAAGUUUCAAAAGAGAAAAAGCACCUGUUAAGCAUGAAAAGUGAGAAAUGAGAGAAACACAAUUUGCCUGCUUCUUUUGAAACUUCUGAGCUCAUCAGAGGUGUACAGAUUUCUUGUUUUCAUGUUCCAUGUGUUGGCAGCAAGCGCACUCAGGAAUGGACAUUUUUCAGCCAGAAAAUAUUGGAGCCUCACAGUCUUAUGGCAUGUCAUGCAUGCCAGUAAAAUUAGAGGCUUGUCACAUGUGCAAGCACGCAUCUUGAUUUUGGUAUGAUGUCACUCUGAAUCACAUAUGUAUCUGUGGGCAGAAAUCCAGACCCUGUUUACUACUGAUUCAUAGAAACUGAAACCGAAGGACCUGUGUGUAUAACAAUUUCAGUGUGCAUGUGAGUGAGAAGAUUCUUAGCAAGGUUUACAAGACCAUUCUUGAAUAUACUUGGUUGGAACCAGCCUUAAACAUGUUUUGAGUAGUGUCACUGAUUUCAGAGGAUCAGCUUGUGGUUAGUCUGAAGAGAGCUAAACCUAAGCCAAGCCAGGCCAUUACUUACCUCAAUGCAACACAGCACCAGAAUGUCAGUGGAGGAGCAAAGCUCUUCUGGAACCUGCACACUUCACACUAAACCAUGGUUUAGCAUGGCAUGGAAAUGAGGCCACUGCGACUCUUUUAUACCUCAUAAUACUCAACACAAUAAUGUCAACGCAGAUCAAACAUGUGCCUCUUUUUAAAGCAAAGGGACUUGUGCUUUGGUAGUAGCUCAUUAUGAGUAACCAGGAAAGUGCGCACUGUUUCGGGAUAAUCACAUUUGCUUUGAAUCAUGGACUUGGUGGGUACAGUGGGUACCACUGCCUUCUUGAAGUAGAACUCCUAAUUUCAAGUGCCCAAGGAUGAUUCCAGAUGAUAGUUUUUAAGCAAAGGUUGAAAUUUAACUUUUAGUUAUUAUCCCUUCAAUAAUUCCUUUAGGAAGUGUUGCAUGAUUAAAGAUGCACAUUUCUCUUAAAGUGCACACUGGUUUCCAGUUCAAACAUGUAUUUCUCAGUUAAUACCUGUGACUGGAAAGCUCUGGGUAGGUUUCUGGCUUUGUUUUUCCAAUGCAUUGUGAGUAUUUGUGAGCUACUAAGCUCUCCAUCAGGUUUUUGAUUCCAUCUAGCUCAAUAUUGUCUGUUCUUGACUGGUGGUAGCAAUCCAGGGUCUCAGACCGAACAUCUUUCUUGUGACUUACUACUUGACCAUGUUAGCCACAGCUGCAAAGAGAUGAACCUGGGACCUCCUGCAUUCAAAGCAUGCAUCCUGCCACUGUGCUAUGGCUCAUGUGUGUGUCUCAACUAGGUAAUUCUAAUUAGGAAGUUUUUGUUUAUAAUUAUGUGUUCAGGACAAGUGAGACAAAAUGGCAGAAACAUUUUAUAAUUUUAAAAAAAACCCUUUUCUCAGUAUUGGAGUUUUGUUUUUGGUUUUUUUUUAAAAAAAAACCCCAGCAACCCUAAAAGAUAGUAGUGGUCAAGUUAUUUUUCCCCCCAUCUGUAUGAUAAAAAAUAAAUUCACUUUACUUUGAAGUCCAUUGUGGCUGAAGAAUUCAAUGCAGUAAAAGAACAAAACUGAAAGACUGUGAGCUGAAAGGCAGCAAAACAAGAAAUUCUCAACAAAUGUAACAGUGACAGAAGUGCCUUGAAAAAGGGAAGACCCAUCAGAAACAGAUCAGGAAUGAACUUGCUGGUUUCACCCCAAAUCUGUGUUAGUGCUCAAAAUUCUGCUGUUAUUCUAAGGAAAAGCACUAUACAAAUUAUUGUAAGUGCCUAUAAAUGGGUUGAAAUAAUAGGGAUAAGAAUGUAUGAAGCUUCCUCGAGGUCUUUUUAAUGAAAUCCUUUACUCCCAAGAAAAUGCUGAAUGCGUGGUACCAAAGCUUUGUGGUGGCUAUUUUAAAAUAUAAAGGGAAUUGUACACUGUGCGCUAAUUAUCACCCAAUUAAGAGGAAAUAGCAUGUUAUGAGAUUCUGGAGGAAGAUUAUUGAAAACGUCUGUGAAAUAGUUGAAAUUUGGAAAGGUCAUUAUGGUUUUAUGCUAGGCUGGAGUACAGCAGAUGCUAUGUGUUGCUGUUUACAUGCAAGUUAUAGAAGCAUUCAGAAAUAUUAGUUGUAGUUAGGUAUGCUUUGUGCAUCUGGAAUUGAUAGUUGCCUAUGCAUAGGGAAGCUAGUAUGGUUGAGUGUACAAUGAGUGCGCAUUGAUUAGUAAUCCAACAGUUUGCAUUUUGAAUGUGAGGCUGAGGAAGAAGCAGGGUGAAAAAUGUGUGCAGCCAAAACUAGCAAAGGGUCCACUGGUCUUCUGGGUCCGACACCUUUACAUGCCCUGAAAUGCCUUUUGGAUGUUAAAAAUGCAGGGAUCAUUUAUUUUGAUGUCUGUAGCAGGCUCCUAAACUUAGUUAAAUCUCCAUUCUGGGGAAAGCUAUACCUGCUGAAUAUCUGCCUCUUUUGCUGCUCUGAAAAGCACAGGAACCAGCUGCAUAGAACUUGUCCCCUGCAUAUGUGUAACAGGAGGCAUCUUUCUAGAUCAAUGCUUUCCAAAUAUUUUUGCCCACGGACCAGUUCAAAAUUGCUGAGAGUCUUGCGGGACCACUUAAUGAUAUGUGAGUAUGCAUGGGAUUGCAGUUUCUCUAUGCACCGCCCACCAUUAUGUCAACCUAUUGUUAACUGCUGGCUCUCUGUUGUUAGCUGCCCUGCCUCUGCCCUGCACUCCCCAGUGGGUACCAGUUGGUGCUGGUGAGCUCCUUGUCACCAUGACAGUAUCUGAAGGGGACCGCUGGUGGGCCUACAUCAGAUCUUAGCGCAGUGCCUUCUUGUUUACAGCAGUCAUUCAUAUGAUAAGUGAAAGUAUACAAAGAGAAUAUGACUAUUUCUAAUGUAUUGAUAUGCACUGAAGAUUAUUGGGACUUACUAAUUAGUUUGAAUCUGUAACAAAGGAGCAUUGACGAUGUUAGAGUGAAUAUUAAUAAGAACAAGGCUGAUAAUAUCCUGAAGGUGACUUCAGGACGAGUUUAGAAUAGUUGAACAAUCUUGUUCAUGUCUACUCAUAAGUAAGCACCAUUGAAUUCAAUAGGAUUUUACUCCCAUCUAAAUGUGUACUGUAUAGGAUUUGCAACCUGAUUAUCAUUUCAGUGGUAGUUUCUGACAAUGAUAUCAAUCUUUGAGGUGUCCAGAAUAAUACAAAAAAGAUAACAUUGAAUGAACUCAAAAACUUUUGUUGGAAAAUGCCUAUAAAUCUGUAAUUUGGAAUAAUUAUGUUUGUUUCCUCCCUCCCAAAAGCCAGUAUUUGGAAAAAUGCUGUGCCAAUGUGAUGAAGAGGGCUAGGAAUUGUAGCAAUUUGGCAUUUUCACAUUUGGCAGCAUGUUAAUUAUUGUGUUUUUAAUUUUGUACAUAACACUUGCUUACCUCAAAGGGAUAAUGUGAAGUUUUAUAAUGCUGGCAAAAUUCCCUGGAGUCCCCGAGUGAAAGCAGACAACCAAACUGUUGUUGUUAAUAAUAAAUAAAUAAAAGGAAAAGAUAGAAUAUGACAAGCAGCAAAACGAAACAAAAAAAUCUCUUCUUCUCCAGGUGAAAAAAUUGCAUGCACCAAAAAAAUCAGUUCAAAGUUAGGUAGGCAUUUGCUUAUCAAUCGCCACAUUUUUAUAUAAUUGAAGAAUUGCAUGACACAGACGCGCCAUCCCCUUUUUUCCUCCGAAGAUCCCGUGUUACAUUUUAAGUCAUAACAGUGGAUCAAUAUUUUUUAUAUAGCCUUAACAAUAAUAGGAAUUCCCUAUUGUGCAGCCAUAAAAACAAGACAUUUUUCUGUCUAUAAACCUUGCCUGUCUGUUUCCAGUAGCGUCAAAGCACUAAUGCCUAGAGAUGAUGUGCUCUGGGGUAGUAAGUCAACAAGUUAAAAGUCCACCAAAGAGAUGUCAAGUGCUUGUGUGUGAAUUAUGGGUGCUGCAUAAAACAGCAGUUCAAUAAAAAGGCAGCCUGCUUCUUCAUUUGGAAGAAUGGGGACUAUCCACUCUUGUACCCUGCCUGUAUUGCUUAGAUUGCAGCCAAAGUCUGUCUUCUUCCUUGAACCAGUAGCAAGUACAGUCAGUGCUUCUGUAUCUGAAAACAAAGUACUCUAUGCAAGUUGGGAAACAUAUGAGAGUGGUGAAGGUGGCAUGCACUGCCAGAAUUGGCCCUGUCUCUGUAAACUGUUAGUUACCCAUUUUCUGCAUAGCUACAAGGAUCCUACACAGUCUUCAGCUGUUCAUUCCCUGGCCUAUUCAUGCACCCAGAGAAGCAGUAGAACCAGCCAGACUUCUAGCAUCAAAAGUAGGACAUUGACAUGCUCAGGGACUAGUAGUAAUGGUCUGUUCCUGUGCUGAAUGUUCCCACCUAAUGUUUUCACUGUGAAGGGUGCCUAAAAGUAGCCAGUGAUUGUGCAUGUUGCACCGCCUUGGGGAGAUCAUUCCAUGGGCAGGAAGCCACCCCUGAAAAGUCCCUUUCUUGUGUUGCCACUAUCUGCACCUUCUUUGGAGAAGGCACACAGAGAAGGACAUCAGAUGAUAAAUGCAGAGUCCUAUUGGUUCAUGUGAGGAGAGGUGGUCCUUGACCUACUGAGGUCUUGAGCUACAUAAGGCUUCAUGGGUCAAAACCAGCACUUUGAAUUGAGCCUGGAAAACCCCUUUCUCUCUUUCAAAAAAGGGCAUGCUUCAUUUAUGUGUAGCGUGUGUUGUGAGACAAUCACCAUCACCAUCAUCAAUAAAAAUAAUAAAAAUAAAAAUAAGUAGCAGCAACAUUUUAAAAAUAUUUUGUUUGUUUAUAUACAAUGCAGAUUUAAUCACUUCAAACUCAUAUGAUUUUGAUUUUCAGCCCUAAUAACAAUCCAGUGUUGCCUCAGCAUUGACUUAACCUUAUUGUUUCUAGCUUAAGAUCACACUGGGGUGGGAUGAAGUUUGUAAAAUCCCAGGUAAGUUGCAAGUAUUAUUUUUUUUUUUAAGCCCACUUUUAGUGACAGCUAAAUCCCUAAAAGUUGGCCUCAUUUCCUGAGCUCCCCAUGGCUUGAAAGUGCUGUGAGGCAGCAGUUGGCGAAUUUUGAUAAAUGUUUCAGGCAUGCCAGUGGACAUUAUUAGGUGUCAUCAGGCACCUGGCAAAAUAUCGUAAGGGUCUGCCGCGUGUCAGUGACGGUUGUAAAUAAGCAGAGAUGCAUGACAGGUUCUACAUUUAACGGCCAGAAAACACACACCUUGGAUGUGCUAAUGCACAAGACACAGCAGAGUGCUUUAGCACAUGGGGAUUUGUGCACAUCCUGGCUGUCAAGCACACUUCCUGAAGUGGGUUUUUCAAGGGACUAUAAAAUGACUUCUCCGGAAGCUUUAUUUGUAUAUUGAGGGAUAGUAAACAUGAUGCCCUCCAGCCAGCAUGGUCAAUGGUUGUAGGUCACAAUACCUGGAGGGACACCAAUUUGGCUAGCCAAGGAUGGUGGAUUUGGGAGGGAAGGAUGGUUCCUUUAAGAAGGAAGUAAAGAAUGGUGGCGUCACAAAACCUCGACUCUCCACUCUUAGGAAUUGGGCUUCUAGCAAGUUACUAAACCACAAUUUUUUUGCACAUGCCUUUUUAGCUUCUGGGUUGGCUCCUUGAUGCCGUGAUUCCACCUAGUUACUGGGCCCUAAGGCAGCAUGUUUUUACUCAUGACCUAUGUGUAUCCUUUUGAGCCUUCGUCAUGGUGUUUCUAUCUGAAUGCUGUUGGUGCAGGAUGGAAAGGAGAAAAAGGGUCAAUCGAGUCAUUUAUAUAUUUAAUGCAUGCAUAUACAUAUACACAUUGUGUGUGUGUGUCUGUGUAUUAGUGCAGAAUUAUAGUAUACAGUAAAUAGAGAUUUACAGACCUGGAUUAUACCCUUCCCCCCUUUUAAACUCCUCAAAGGGUUAGAUCCAGACUUUCGUGUUCUGCAAAUGAUGUGGCUCCUUCCAUCCAUGAAAUGCGUUUGAUCCAGGACUGGGAUCCCUGUGGCUGAAGGGAGAAAGAAGAGUGACUUUUACCAAUUUAUCUCCCCGUCCUCCCUCAACCUGCUUCCUGCACUCCAAAAACCAGCUCUAAGAGUCUCCGAACCCUCCUAGGAGCAGAUUUUCAUAGACAAGCAGCAACCCCAGAAUGAAACUCUGCUCAGGCGAUGCUGCUGUUGCUGUUUUACUCAUAAUCUAUGAAGAAACCCUUAAUUUCAGUUUUCUCAGCACAGGAAUCCUUCUUUGGGAUUUAAAACCUUACUGCUUUACUGAAGCAUGCUAGUUGUCCAAUUAUUGUAAAAAUGUUUUACACUGAAAGGUAUAAAUGCAUAAAAUACAACACAGGAGUAACAAAAGUCAGUUUUCUGUAAAUACAAUAUAUUUGUGAAACUUCCUGAAGCAGGCCUAGCUUCUCUGCGUUUCUUGAAAUAACACCUUGUACCCCUUGCACAAGGUGUGUACCCUUGUACAAUCUGUGUUUGUUUAAUUUUCUCCAAGGAAAUAUCACUGACACAUUGCGGCCCAAUAUGCUAUUUUCUGCUGGUUUGUCAUCACUGCAGAUAGAGCUUGUGAAGUACAUUGUGUAUAGAAAAUCAAAGGGAGUAAGAAAACGUUAAGUUUAUCAGUAGGCCUUGUUAUUGAGUAUUAAGCUUGUUAUGUUAGUCUUCACCCUUUGCAUCUGCUUUGUUUUAUCUUUAACUUGAAUUUUUAAAAAAUAAAAUGUAAAGGUGUUUUUUUAAAAAACCCCCGAAAAGUGUCUGUUUUGCCAACUCUUAUCUGUGCCUUGAUAGCUUCCUUAAUCUUCCAUUGUGUAAAAGGCUUGCAUCCGCAUUUGGGCAUUUUCGCACAUUGCAGAAUUGUUCGCCCUGGAAUGAACUUGCAUGGACUGUAGGGGCUGAUUCUUUUGAAAGCAGCAAACAUGGGGUAAGAUGCUUGGUAUGUGUGUGUUUCUGGUUUAGCACAUCACAGAGUUGGUCCUAGGAGUCUCUGCAUUGAAUUGAUCUGAGACCUGUGCUGCUGUGUACGAAAGUAAUGCUAGAGGCUUGGUUGUGAAUUAUUUUGGCCCUGAACAGCAUUCUCUACUACGGCUGUUGCCCAUUAAUACUAUUCCUGCAAGGAAGAUGGAAGAAGGAGCAACUUUCUUUAUAUUGAGCUCCAGUAGGGGUGAAUUCAUAGAUGCAACAUUUACCAAGAAGUGUUAGUGAUAAGCUUCAAUGCCUAAGGGACAAAAUCCCUUCUAAAACCAACUUUGGCUUGGAGUUCAGGAACUAUUGAUCUGCCAUACUGAUAACUAACCAGAGGCACUUUAGUUCUAGCAUCUGCCUUGGUUGGGAUUGGUGAGAAGUGUACUAAUUUUUCGUAAACUGACCAAGACUGUGAAUAGGCACUUGGAGAGCUUUAUGAGAUGUCAGAAGGUUGGAGGGAGUAGUAAAAACAAUGUUACUAAGGCAAAAUGAUUUUUCCAUUCAGUGUAUUCUAUUCUUCUGUUACUACACUUAUUUGCUUUAUAGCCAAAUAAAAGUACUAUAUUUUUGAAAAACAACAACUACACUAGUAAAACUACCCAAGCUGUGACUGUACACAUUACCAGCUUAAAAUGCAGUUAGGUCAUUCUUUUUCUCAAUUUGGAUCAAAUCUGGUUUGGGGGGAAAACACAUCAAAAGUCAGUAUUUCAGGAACGACAGAAUGGAUACAAGAUAGAUUGUGACUACUGUCAGGUGCACACUGCUUGCCAAACCAGUAGUUGGAGCAAUCUGGAUGCAGAGUGUACAGAGCAUCACUCACAGGAGUGUUUUAAGAUGUUUUGGAAGUUACACCUAUUAAUAGGCAGGCUCCACGUUCUGUGUUAGCUGGUUUCCACACCAUCUUCAGAGGUAACCCCAUGCAUUGGAAUAGACUAGUCCCAUAUGAUCUGUACCCCAGAUGAUCUAAUGAGGCCAUUUACUGCAUUCCACCACUUGCAAAGGCCACAUUAGAUUUUCUUUUCCAUACAGCCUUCACACUCUGUCUUUCAGUUUUACUCUUUCUAAACCUUUUGAUGUUGUAUUGUAUUACUGCAUGACUAAUGUUGUUCAAUUAUAUUUUUCUAUUUUUACAAACUGCUAUGACACUUUGGGAUGAACAGCAAAAUAGAAAUAUUUUAAAUAAGUAAUAAAUAGCAGACAUUCUUUUAUAAGAUUCUAAUAUAUGCAUUAAAUUAAGUAAAUUGCAAAUUUAAUAGGGUAUCAGAAAAUUUUCGGUUUAUGUAAGUUUGCAUGUUUAUAAAUAAGAAGUAUAUUCGUUGCUAGAUUCCUGAAGAAUAGUCUCAGCACAUAAAAACAAAUAGCCUAUAAUGCAAAGUAUUGUUUCUGAUACGUAGUCUUUGUGUCCAGCAAUCUUUGUUAAUAAAUUUCUCCACGCUUAAGGUUUGUUCAAGAAAUAAUUAGCACAAUGCUAUCUAGGUUGCUUUUGAAAGCUUGUCAAAAUAAUUGAUUCAAUCUUCUCUCUUUAACACAACCAGAGGUAUACAGAGAGGGUUUCGUGUCAUCUUUUGUCUAAUAUUUGAGUGAUGAUAUUGCUCAGAUCUUAGUUUCUCCUAAACAGGAGACACUAUAAUGUAGAAACCAGCCUGUGAAUUUAAAAGAGUAUCAUGUUGGAAUUUUUAGUAAUAUAAUUGAAUAUAGAUUUCUAAUCUAAUCUAGUCUCUUGAAUAUAUAUUUUUUUGCUCUGAAAAGUUUAUACUGUGAGAUAUAUAUAUAUAUAUAUAUAUAUAUAUAUAUAUAUAAUGGCCCAAACAACUACAGGGUUCUUCAUAUAUAUAUGGGGUUCUUCAUUGCUUGUCUUCUGGAUAUUUAGGUGCAUAGAUUGCUUUGAUUUUAAAAUUGUGUACAAUUCCAAUUUCUAUAGAAUUUUUGAAAACCAGAUAAAAUUUGUGUCUUUCAAGAUAAGUCUGAUGUGCAAUUAUUAGACACAAGAUACCCAACAUUCAUGAUCCUAUGUAUGCUUACUUGUGUUCAAUGUAACUUACUCCCAGGUAAAUGUGUACAAGGUUAUGCAGAAACAUAAACCCCAUUCAUAUAAACAGAACUGCUUAUAAGUGUGUACUGUGUCCCCUUGAAUUCAGUAGGACUGCCUUAGAUCAUACCAUAUUUGUAUCAUUAGCAAACAAAAUAUUAGCUGGAGCUGGCUAGAACUUAAGAUCUAGUGAAAAUGCUACAGGACACAGUUUUUCCAUAUGUCCAGGCCUAAAUGUCUGAGAUUAUCAAAUAGUAGGCUAUUAUUACCAGACUGAUUCUUUUUCUAUAAUAGGGAAGUAGCUAAUAACAUCUUCCCCUGUCAUGUUUAAAAUAUCUCAGAGUGGUUAUAGAACUAAUAGGUGUGGUAAUGGGAGAUGUAACACUAUUUUUAAUCUAACCUCUUUCAUCCAGUUAAAUCUAAUGUGAGCCACUGAGGUCAUAGGAAUUGAUAAUCUUGUACUAUUAAGAGUUGAAAACAAGAUUCUUUGAGAUGCGAGCAUGACCUGAAUGAAAUGCGGGCAAACAUCCCAUCAGCAUUAUAGUCACAUGUGGAACCAUAAAUACCACUUUAAUAAUACUGUUUAUUGACAAGUGGUUUCCAAAGCUUUGAAAUCAAGCAGGAAGUCUGAAUCUUUCUUUUUAUUUAUUUUUAAAGGUGGUAACUUUGAAUUUAGAAUCCAAAGUAUUUGAUAUAGAUGCUAUACAUGCUGAACUGUACAUGUUUAAAGCUGUGCUAUUUCAGGAUGACUGUACUGUCUGGUCUGUCAGUGCUUGCAGUACCACAUAGUCUAACUACUUCAAAUUCCUUAGUUUGGUAACUACCUUAAAAGUUUUGGUGAAUUAGGACUGCGUACACACCAACCUAUUUGUACUAUUUGUAGUACAAAAGUGCAGUUUUUCCUGAAUCCAGAAUUGUUCAUGCUUCUCCUCUACAUGUUGCUAUCAAUGUAAGGUAAAGGGACCCCUGACCUUUAAGUUCAGUUGUGGCUGACUCUGGGGUUGCGGCGCUCAUCUCACUUUAUUGGCCAAGGGAGACGGCAUAGUGCAGCUUCCGGGUCAUGUGGCCAGCAUGACUAAGCCGCUUCUGGCGAAGCAGAGCAGUGCACUGAAACGCCAUGUACCUUCCUGCCAGAAUGGUACCUAUUUAUCUACUUGCACUUUGUGCUUUCGAACUGCUAGGUUGGCAGGAGCUGGGACCGAGCAACGGGAGCUCACCCCGUUGUGGGGAUUCAAACCGCCGACCUUCUGAUCGGCAAGCCCUAGGCUCUGUGGUUUAACCCACAGCGCCACCCGCUUCCCCUAUCGAGUCUAAUUCCUGUCAACAACAAGGGUAGGUGGGGAUGCUUAAUGUGUUUUCAAAACCCUCCACCUUUAUUAGGUUAUCCAUGCCUUUUCCUCCCUGCACAUGCCUCAGGUGGAUGAAGAAGGAAGUGGUGGUUGAGAUCUCAGUAUAUGCCCCCACACAACAUCUUGUGCAGGUGUGCAUAAACCCUCAAUUACCAGGACUGCCUACAUCUGUUUUCAUUUGUUCUCAACUGGACAUAUUGUGGGGUAACGCAGAAAAAUCUUUUAUUUUUGGUAUGGAAUCAGUCUCUUCAGAAGUGCCUUUCUGGAGAAAAACAACAACAACCAAUCACAGUACAUCUAGAUUGUGUGUGCGGCAUGUAGAAAAAGAAGAAGAACUCGGUCUCCACUGAUUCUAGAAUGUAAUGUGAUGUGUAUGUAGCCUGAGACAGAGAGGGGUUCUGGCAGCUAUGGAGGUGCCUUGUUUUUUGUUUGCUGAGCAUGGCUGCUUCAACACACAGAUUGCUCUUGCAAUUCUUUGAGCCUUGCUUUUGCUUUUCUGUGAUGGCUACUUGCCUUGGGCUGAACUUGUCAACAGAGCUGACAUGUAAGGCUUAUCUGUACAACUACUUGGAAAAUUGUCAAUGUGCAUCUGGGACACCUCUGACCCAUAAUCAAUAUCCUGGAGACUUUUUCCUAGUUCUCUUGACUAUUUCUAUGGAAAUGGCGCUGCUGUGGUCCUUGCUGGCACAGUCUACAUGCAGGUCUGAUGCGGGAGUAUGGUAGGUACCUACCUUUUCCUUUUGGAUGUUCCCUCUCUCACCCCUGGUGUUUGAGCUAAAACACUGAACUAAGUGCAGUGCAGAUAGACUUAGGUUGGGGAUUUUUCCGGUUGGAUCCAGAGUUUUCAUUAGUGGAAUUGCCCUGGAAGGUUGCAGAACACUGGGGGACUGUAGGAAGGGAAAUUGAAGAAAACAGUCUAUCUUUGUGGUAAUAAUAAUAAUAAAAAUAAAUUUUAUUUAUACCCCGCCCUCCCCAGCCAAGGCCGGGCUCAGGGCAGCUAACAAGCAAUAAUAAAAAGAAGUUGAAUGAAUACAGCUUAAAAACAAGAUUAAAAUACAACAUUAAAACAUUGAAACAUUAAAACAUUAAUUAUUAGCUUCUACUAGAACUCAAGGCCUUCUACAGAAAGAAAGUGCAUUUCUGUUUUGGGGCAUUCUGGAUCCAGCAUCGAAAAGUGUCAAUGGGAAAACUAGAGCUAAUUUUUUUAAAUGUUGUAUAUAAUAUACAGUGUAUACAUAUGUAUACCCAGGGAGAGAGAGAGAGAUACUUUGGCUUGAAACCAUUUUUUUGCUUUCCCAUAAUUUGAAAACAAGUUUAAUUUAUGGCAUGAAAUUAUAAAGGCCAUUAGUGUCUUUGCAUAGUUCAAAAAAUUAAAGCAGCUGAGAUAUGGAGGUUUAAAAUGUAGCUACUCUGCAUGCACAUUAACAACUUUUCUUUAAGGAUUUAUAUCGCCAUCGGUUCUGUUUCAUGCAUAGUGUAAUACACAGAUUUUAUAGCAUGUUACUUUUAAAAUAUGUAAAACUCCAGUAGGAGUCAUUAUGCCUUGUACUAUAAGGUGUCUGUAGAUUAAUGGUCACUGGGACAUUUUUAUAUUACAACUUUCAAUUUCCUGAUGUUGCAGUUCAAGUGUGGAGUAUACACGUGUGUGUGUGUGUGUGUGUGUGUGUGUGUGUGUGUUCAGAUAGAAAUGGUUCCUUUAUACCAUGGGUAGGCAAACUAAGGUUCGGGGGCCGGAUCUGGCCCAUUUGCCUUCUAAAUCUGGCCAGUGGAUGGUCUGGGAAUCAGUGUGUUUUUACAUGAGUAGAAUGUGUCCUUUUAUUUAAAACACAUCUCUGGGUUAUUUGUGGGGCCUGCCUGGUGUUUUUACAUGAGUAGAAUGUGUGCUUUUAUUUAAAAUGCAUCUCUGGGUUAUUUGUGGGGCACAGGAAUUUGUUCAUUUUUACCCCCAAAAUAUAGUCUGGCCCCCCACAAGGUCUGAGGGACAGUGGACCGGCCCCCUGCUGAAAAAGUUUGCUGACCCCUGCAUACAGUAUGUUCAUGCGAACCAUUUUAAUUUGGCUUCAUUGUGUGCUUUCCAUAGUACUGUGAAUACAUUAUGAAGCUCUACAGGAGUGAGACUGUGGCCCUGUGGCUGGCACAAGGCAAAACUUGCUGCCAAUCCACUGGUUCCACUCAAAGAGCUGCCCCUGCUGCCAGCUCAUCCCAGCCCUGUGUAGGAAAGCAGCAGCAACUCUGGCAUUGGGAUGGGAGCUAUGUGGCUCCACCCCACCCCACAUUCUGCUACUGGAGAAACUGUGUCUGUCAAAUACCUUCCUAUGAAAAAUGGGGUGAAAUCUACCCUGAGCGUGCUUUUCAUUGCAGAAACAAUACAAAAGCAAACAAACAAUUCAAUCCUCCUAAUUGAUUGUGAGCUGCACAGUAGUAUACAGUGUCCCCAAAUUUCAGCCACUUACCCAUUUACAGUUUUCUUUCUUUUUUGGGGGGGGGGAGUGCCAGGGGCAAAAAACAAUAAUAAUCACCCAAUAUAUCUUGAUUUUUGCCACUUGGGUACAUUUCCUCCAGUUAAUGUGUUAACUAAAUGAGGGGGAAAUGCCCCAUGCAGCAAGCACUUUUUUAAAAAUAAAAAUUUUCAAGCAAAAACUGACCCAGAGAAGCAGACAAGUGCACUUGUUUUGGCACAUCACAUGUUUCUUUAUUCUACUAUGCUAAGACACAUUGUAAGUCACCUUGGUGUAGAAAACUACUUCAGAAAUAUGUAUCUUGUUAGGUUUUGUUUUUGCUUUUUGCUUUUCCUGGUAGAUUUGGUGUGCGCAUAAUGCUUAUGCAUGGUUUAGCAGUCUGUACACAAGCAAGAAAGAGCCCAAAUGAAGUGUUGGGUUUCAGUAUCCCCCCAAUUCCUGCUGAGUUGUUUCACUUUCAAACAAGUUAUGGCUACUGACCCAUCUGAAGACCACUUGUAUACUCUAAUGAUGAUGGAGCCUGUGGCCUGUGCAAUGCUGCUGCAUUAAAGGAGUUGUCGUCCAAUAACAUCUGGAGGACCACGGUCCCCUUGUUGUUUGUCUGCCCUGGCAGGCAGUGGCUUUUCGAUGGGUUCAAACGGUGCUUUUGUCAGUUCUACCUGGAGGUGUCAGGAAGCAAAUCUGGGCUGGUUUGCAUGUAAAACAUAUACCACUGAGCAUUGGCUCUCCCCCAGUUCUUCUUCAGUCCCUCACAGAAGAACAUGAUGGUCACUCCAGAUAAUUUCCUCAAAUUGUAAAGCCUAAGGUAAUGAACUCAAACAGUUAUCUGUCAUGUAAGCUGAAUUGCUUUUUAAACUGAAUUGCAGCUUAAAUGUUACUUAUAUUGUGUCAAUGCGUGGGAAAAUAUAUAUAAUAACUGGAACUUGUUUAGAAAGACUGGGAAAAGUUGGUUGUUGGCUGUAAUUUGUACAUAACUUGCCCAGAAAGAAACUUUAUCAUUUUGUCAAAACAGUGUGAUCUCCCCCACCCCCAAUUUACUGUACCUACGCUACUAUAGUCUCCUUUGAACAUGUAUAUAGCUGUUCAAAAUAUAUGCUCAUUAUACUUUUAUUAGUCAUAUUUUACCACAUUUGUUAAAAUGCAGUUGCAGCGUUUAUUAGCUGGGGUUUCCAUGAGAAAUGACAAGCAUGGUUGGUAACUGAAAUUAUUUUAGUAAACAUUUUGGUGGGGUUUUCUUCCCCAUGGUUCUGUAUUUAAAACUGGGUGAAGAGAGGAGGUGGCAUAAAAGCAAGCAAAUAUCAUGGUAAUACCUAUUUAAUUUUGAGUUGGCUGUAUGUACACAUACACUUUUUGUUUGUUUGUAUUUAGAUAUGUUUGUUCUUCUAAGUAGUGCAAUGUGUAUGUCAGAUCAAUGAAAGGUUUGUGGCAGAGAGAGAUGUUAUGUUUUGUACCUUUGGUUGAGCAAAUUUCCCUUGUGUGGGCCUUUAACCAUCACUAGAACCAUUCCUGAAACUCAAUACUUUUGUUUCCUAUAACCAAAGAAAUUAUCUACCUAUGGAAUAUAUUAACUGUUGCACCCUGUAUUUUUCAUGAUUGCUAAAAUGUUUUGUUGGAAGGACUUCUAAAUACAAUAUGUAACUUACACUGCCCAUUAGGUCACCGUAGGGGGGCUAACUAUGGCUCUGUGAUUUGAGCUAGGUUGACAUCUGUGAAACCACAUUUAUUAAUGUACAUAUGAAAGAGUAAGUGCAUUUUCUUUAAUAAACCCUCAGCAAAUUGAAUGAGAUUUUUUGAUUUUGUAUGUAUGCUUUUUAAAAAAGACAAACCAACCAACAACUGCAAUUUAUUAUUACUUGCAUAGCUUAUGUGAUCUGUGAAAGAUGAAAACUCUUGCUAUUUAAUAUUUUUUGUAAGUUUCAGAGAAGAGUAGAAAUUUAGAGUGAUAUGUAUGAAUGCAUGGAUUUGGACAAGAUAAAGAUGGAAUACUAAAAUAGAGCUUAGCAUUAGGUGCCUGAGCCAGCACAAGUCUCGGGCUCAUGUUGUCUCCCAUCCCAGAAUUCUGAAUCUGUAAGUGAAAAUGCCUCUUGAACCCAAGCUCUAGUUUGAAAAUACUGGGACUGUCACAGUUGUAGCCUUUAUCUUAGGAGUCAAAUCCAUAUUUUUUACUAUGGCAGUGUUAACUAUACUUGCUGCCUCGGUUACAUUUUAGAAACAUACUUCAGAAAUUCUAAAAAUGAACAAGUAAUUCUAAAAAUGAGCAAGUAUUUCUGACACAUUUGCUUUAGGACAGUCUCUUUAAAGCAGGGGUCAGGAACCUCAGGCCUAUGGGCCAAAUGCACCCCCUGGUCUCUUUGUACAGUCCUCUAAACUCUUCUUAGUCCAGUCCCACAUUUUACCGGUUUUUCUGCAAGAAUAUCAUGGGGAACUUUGUCCAAAACCUUACUGAAAUCAAGAUAGACUAUGUCCACAGCAUACCCCUGAUCCACCAAUCUUGUAACUCUAUCCAAAAAAGGAAAAGGAAAAGGAAAAAAAUGAGCUUCAUCUGGCAUGACAUGUUUUUGAGAAACCCAUGCUGGGUAUUAAUAAUUAUAGUAUCCAUUUCUAAGUGCUCACAGACCAACCAUGUAAUUAUCUGUUCUAGGACCUUUCUUUGUAUUGACCUCAAACUGAUCGGUCUGUAGUUACCUGGGUCUUCAUCCCCCCACCUUUGAAGAUUUGGACAGCGUUUGCCUGCCUCCAGUCUGCAGGGUCACGUGUUCUCCAAGAAUUCCCAGAGAUUAUAGACAGAGACUGAGAUUAUAUCCGCAAGCUCCUUUUGUACCCUUGGCUGCAGCUCAUCAGGCCCUGGAGAUCUGAAUUCAUGUAAAGUAGCUAGGUGUCCCCUUAUCCUCUUACUCCACAUCGCUGUUCCAGGGCAGAGAAAUUCUAGAAAUUUCUCAUAUUGUCUGAUAGGUCAAAGUGUGGACAGGUGAGGCUCAAGUUGCUGUGCCUUCUCUUCCAUAAAGGCAACCAGCUUGAACUUGCUGCAAGUGUAGUUUUGCACAUUCUCAGGGAGGAAGACAAACAUGGCACAGGUGUUGCAAGUCACUGCAGCAUCUGCCUCGCUGUUCAUGUCACAUCUGUGGCUCUGUCCCAUUACGCCUCUGGCCUCAGUGUGUGAUGUGGCACCUGGAAGGUUUGUUCAUGAGGAAACAUGGCCUCUGGCUGAGAAAGGGUUCCCCCUCUCUGUUCUAAAGGAAGGACCUUGUACAACAGUCACUGGAAGAUGGUAAUGAUGAUUUGUUUUAAGAUGUCAAAUUUAAUAUACAACCCUGCAUAAGUUUAUUCUCAGACAUACUUGCUUACAGUAGCUUCAACGCUGGUAGCAGUAUAACUGCUGUAAAUUUUCUUUAGUUGAAUGAAGAAUUUUCUGACAUGUCGUGCUGUCAGUAUAGUUUGUGAUAGUUCUGAUGUUAUCAGUAGCAGAACAUUCUGGAGGUCCAUCAUAAAAUACAAAUUUUAUGGAGACCCAGGCAGAUGGGUGGGGUAUAAAUAACAAAAUUAUUAGUAUUAGUAGUAUUAUUACCUGCUUAUUUACACAAUUAUCACAGGCAGAAAUGAACACCAUGUGCAUUCUAGACAUCUGUGAAGUUGCCAGUUGUAUUUGACAUGUGAAAAUCUUUGGUUCCUCAAAAGAGAAACCAGUCAAGGACACCUGGUGGCUCAAAAAAUGAGCCAUUAGUGACCUAUGAAAUGUCCUUUAUGUACUGUUUCCUGGUCCCUCCCUCCACAUAGCUCAUCUAUACCUAAUAUUUGUAUUUUGUCAUUUUCUUUUUACUACCUCUACCCCAGUGCUAGCAAAAACUGUUUCCAAGUUUACUGAAAAUCUGCAUGUUCAAAGCAGUAUAAGGCAGGCAUUGUGUUGAUUUUAUCAGGAGACUUUUAUGUGCAGAGUUUAUGAUUUAUUUUUAUUUAUUCCAUUUCUGAGUUGCAUUUCCCACUUACCAGGAGUGCCCAUACAUAAUAUAUAAUUGUUCUGGUAUAGAACCUAGCUUGCUUUUAUUUGGUUCUGUCUCAAAAGUGUUGUGUAUUUUGACUUUAGCUUAAAAAUAUAUACUGGUCUGGAAUAAGCCUUCGCCAACAUUUUUUGUCCUGUGCCUAUUUAAUUUUUUUUUUUUUAUGUUGGAAAUAGUGUUCAUGAUCAGAAGCAGAUACACUGUUUAAGUAUUGGAACAAAAGGUGGAAGUUUUCAAAGAACAGAAUGCUGCUGCCUGUAUCCUGUUCACGGAGGAGCUGACCUGUAUUUGAAUAUCAAGGUUCUUAGCAAUGUACCUUCUUGGGGGCUGGGGUGUGUGUGACUAUGAUGUAAUGCAGAACAGUGAAUUUUUCAAGCCGCACAGUGAUGCACUCCUGAGAAUGGAACCAAGCCAUUAGUACAUCACGGAGAAUUGCUGAUUCCAAAGAGACACCCUUGAGAGAGGAAGUACUGUAAUGAGAAAGCAGCAAUGUUGUUCUAAUAUUUGUUGUUUCCUUUGAAAUGGCUAAAAUACCUGAAAUGAUUUAUACCUAAUUGAGCUUUGCAUUCCAUCUGAUAGGGUAAAUGUUCUCAGGCCAUUUAUCAUCGGUGGCUUUUCAAGAUCUCCUAGGAGUACAUGGUGUAUAUUUACCUUAACUUGGCUAGGUCAAGGGAAAUAGCUUUUUUUAAAACAAAACAAAACAAAACAAAACACCAAAGCAAAACAAGAAUAAUACAUGAUACCGUAUGAGAUUGCAGGAAAACUAGAAACACAGUGCUGGCAUAAUUUACAUACUUUUAUCCUGCCACCCUUGUUGCUAAUACAAAUAUGUCACAUAACUAGUUAAAAUGUGUGGAUUAAUACUACUGCUACAACUAAUAAUAAUAAUAAUAAUAAUAUAAUACAAUAUUAAUUUGUACAGGUUUUAAUUGCUCCUGAGAAUGUGUGUGGCUUGGUGGUGGGGUGAGAACAUGUAUUUCGAUCCAGUUCUGCUGUUAGUUGUGUCUGGGAUUGAAAGAAAUGUGGAUCUCAUCCUUAAUGCCCAUGGGGAACUUGCACUUACGUUCUCAAACGACAAGCCUAUGCUGCAUCUAAGAACUGAAACCGAGGAAACUUUCUAAAUCAGUUUCUGAUGUGGCAUGGUACAGUGUGGUGGUCUGCUGUUCAAAAAGCAUGUAUCGGGGUCAAGGCUAGCCUAGGACAUUUUGUCACUUGUCCUGUACCCUGCUAUAUUUAUAUCCUGCCUUUCCUCCAGGGAGAUCAAGGUGGCACACAUCAUUCUUUCCCUGCUAUGUCUUAUCCUCACAACAACUCUUUGAGAAAGAUUAGGUGGAGAGUGAGUGGCCCAAAACUACCUAGCAGGCUUCAUGGCACAAUUGGGAUCUGAAUCUAGGUCUCUCCAGACCUAAUUCAACAUCAUCAUUGGCAUCAUCAUUUUCUUUAGUGUUUGGAGCACAGGUAGGGAACCUUUUCCCCUCUAGAUGUUUUUGAACUGCAACUCACAUGAUCCUUGACCACUGGUUAUGCUGGCUGGGGCUGAUGGGAGUUGGCUCUUUUAGCUUCUUGUCAAUCAGAUUAAGGUAUGAUCUGCUGCCUGAAAAGAGUCAAUGAUGCGUCAUAUACCCAUUCUGCACAGGGCAGCAUGUCCUCCUCUUUGGAAAGAGGAGAGAAUAAUUCUUAAUUAAAACAGCAAGGGUAAGUGCACGGACUACAUGAGAAUCAUAAUCAAAAUACACACACUAUCAUUUUUGCCACUUAGCAGCAUCCAAACAUUGUCUUUAGCUUUUGAGCCUUUUUAGCACUUGUCACAGACUAUUCUGCUUUCUCUUUUUUAGAGGGGGAUGUUGUGUUGUGUUUGUUUGUUUGUUUGUUUGUUUGUUUCUGCCUUGGUUUUGUAUGUCAGCUGCCCUGUGGCUGAGAGUGUGAACAACCUUCUUAAAGUGUACAAUAUUGUUCUGUUCCAGCUAGUUUGAUGUAAUAAUGUAUUUUGCAUCUCCUCUAGGGGCUGAAAAUGUCACUUAGUUCUGCUCCCAGCCUUCUGUAGCUUUAAGUGUAGAUGUCCUUGGGGUUGAAGACUCAGCCUGGGUUUCCUUGGGCUGCCCCUAGUCAGAUUUCUUUUAGUCAUCUUUCCAUAUUGCCUUUAGUAUGAAAGAUUAUUUUGGUUGAACUGUGCUUGAAAUGUCUUCCAGUUUUUACGUACCAUCAGUCACAGGGCAAUCUGUAUUAGAAAACAAAUGUGCGAUAUUUUGAAGAAACAGCAAGCACCAACUUAAAAAUAAAUGUAUAUUUUAAAGUAAUCUGCUAAGUUAAAAGCCUAAACAUUUUCAAGCACAUGCAUGUAUGACUGAACUGUUAAUUGUAACCUAAAUUUUAAUGGAAUGUGACUUUGAUUAAUAGAUACUCUCCUUUUUCCAUGCUUGCAAUUUUAAUUAGUCUUUUUUAAGUUAAACUUAUUAAUGAAACAAAAAGAUUGAAUCCCUUUAAAAUUGAGCUCACUGGCUGAGCUCUUGUAAUGUGGUUCCGCUUUUAUCAUGAUCCUAUAUGACACAUUUUUAAAUGAAAUAAUUAUAAUGUAGGCUUUAUUAAUAUGGCUUUUUUUUUUUUUUUGGUAGAAUCCUGGGCAACUUUGGAAAUGUAUAG
Messenger RNA from Podarcis lilfordi (Lilford's wall lizard), 37482 nucleotides. The record is from the annotation of a GenBank genome assembly. Lineage: Eukaryota; Metazoa; Chordata; Lepidosauria; Squamata; Lacertidae.